This is a messenger RNA of Equus quagga, 681 nucleotides long. Its product is annotated as homeobox protein BarH-like 1. Gene Ontology annotation, cellular component: nucleus. Gene Ontology annotation, biological process: regulation of transcription by RNA polymerase II. The transcript has 4 exons. Lineage: Eukaryota; Metazoa; Chordata; Mammalia; Perissodactyla; Equidae. Bases 1 to 681 code for a protein of 226 amino acids. Gene Ontology annotation, molecular function: DNA-binding transcription factor activity, RNA polymerase II-specific; RNA polymerase II transcription regulatory region sequence-specific DNA binding. The record is from RefSeq and is a predicted model, not a curated record.
AUGAUCGAGGAGAUCCUCACCGAGCCGCCGGGGCCCAAGGGCGCCGCGCCCGCCGCCGCCGCCGCCGCCGCCGCGGGCGAGCUGCUCAAGUUCGGCGUGCAGGCGCUGCUGGCGGCGCGGCCCUUCCACAGCCACCUGGCCGUGCUGAAGGCCGAGCAGGCGGCGGUGUUUAAGUUCCCGCUGGCGCCGCUCGGUUGCUCCGGGCUGGGCUCGGCGCUGCUGGCUGCGGGGCCCGGACUACCCGGUGCUGCGGGCGCGCCGCACCUGCCGCUGGAGCUGCAGCUGCGCGGGAAGCUGGAGGCGCCGGGCACUGGGGAGCCGGGCACCAAGGCCAAGAAGGGGCGUCGGAGCCGCACGGUGUUCACCGAGCUGCAGCUGAUGGGCCUAGAGAAGCGCUUCGAGAAGCAGAAGUACCUCUCCACACCCGACAGAAUAGAUCUCGCGGAGUCCCUGGGCCUGAGCCAGUUACAGGUGAAGACGUGGUACCAGAACCGGCGGAUGAAGUGGAAGAAAAUAGUGCUGCAGGGUGGCGGCCUGGAGUCUCCCACCAAGCCCAAGGGGCGGCCCAAGAAGAACUCCAUCCCCACAAGCGAGCAGCUCACGGAGCAGGAGCGCGCCAAGGAGGCGGAGAAGUCGGCGGAGGCGCCAGGCGAGGCCAGCGACAGGAGCCGCGAGGACUGA